AGCGGCGGCGCUGCGCCUCCGCUGCGCUAUAAAUCCAAGGUGGAAGCGCGCAGAGCAGCAGGAAUGAACAACAAUAGCCAGCUGCAGAGCGAGCUCGCCUUCACACACUCUGUUCAUCUCUUCAUAUUCUUCUACACUUAACAGCAGGUGACAGGUCAGGGAAAUGGCCACCUCAGUCAGUUCUAAGCUGAACAAAGCUCUGAAGCAGCAGUACAUGAGUCUUCCCCAGGGAGACCGGGUCCAGGUCAUGUACAUUUGGAUCGAUGGGUCCGGGGAAGGCGUGCGAUGCAAGACCCGGACAUUGGAUAGCGAGCCCAAAACAGUCGACGAGCUCCCCGAGUGGAAUUUCGACGGCUCCAGUACGAACCAGUCCGAGGGCUCCAACAGCGACAUGUUCCUGAUCCCGGUGGCCAUGUUCAGGGACCCCUUCAGGAAGGACCCCAACAAGCUGGUGCUCUGCGAGGUGCUCAAGUAUGACCGAAGUCCGGCAGAGACCAACCGACGCCACACCUGCAAGCGGGUGAUGAGCAUGGUGCAGAACAGCCACCCCUGGUUUGGCAUGGAGCAGGAGUACACCCUGCUGGGCGUAGAUGGACACCCCUACGGCUGGCCCUCCAAAGGGUUCCCGGGGCCACAAGGGCCGUACUACUGCGGAGUGGGGGCAGAUAAAGCGUACGGGCGAGACGUGGUGGAGGCGCACUACAGAGCCUGCCUGUACGCCGGGGUCCGGAUCUGUGGGACCAACGCCGAAGUCAUGCCAGCACAGUGGGAGUUUCAGAUCGGACCUUGUGAAGGAAUCAACAUGGGGGACCAUCUGUGGAUCGCUCGCUUCAUCCUUCACAGGGUCUGCGAAGACUUCGGUGUUAUCGUUUCCUUCGACCCCAAGCCAAUCUCAGGGAACUGGAAUGGCGCUGGCUGCCAUACCAACUUCAGCACAAAGGAGAUGCGGGAGGACGGAGGCGUCAAGGUCAUCGAGGACGCCAUCGAAAGGCUGGGCAAGCGACACAAGUACCACAUCCGGGCCUACGACCCCAAGGGGGGGCUGGACAACGCCAGGCGCCUCACCGGGCAUCACGAAACCUCGAGCAUCGACCUGUUCUCGGCCGGCGUGGCCAACCGCGGGGCCAGCAUUCGCAUCCCCCGCACGGUGGUUCAAGACGACAAGGGCUACUUCGAGGACCGCCGUCCGUCCGCCAACUGCGACCCCUACAUCGUCACGGAGGCUCUGGUUCGCACCUGUCUGCUGAAGGAAGAGGGUGACGAGCCCACAGAUUACAGCCGAUGAGCGGUCCGAGGCGCCGUUAGCAGUACUGUACUCGCCGUGGCGUCCGCUUUUCAAGACGCCACACCUUCACCUUUACCCCUUCACUCCUUUUCUACUCAAAAAUCGAAAGCAAUGAUUCAGCGUCCAGUCCUCCACGGCGCCUGACUCAACCACUGCCUUUUUUUUGUCUUAGUGUCACUAGCUGAUGAUUUGUAUAAAUUAAUACAGACGUUUUAAAUUUUUGUGAAUGGAAAUCCUCUGAAAUGAAAUGGCAUUGUUUUCACUGCAGCUCUUUUUACUCUUGUCCAAAGGAUCUCCGAAGGCGAUCGAAUGUAGUCUGUGCCUCUGCCACAAUUCCUGUUCGAUCAUGUUGUGAUUCAGUAAAAUCACUAUGGAAGCUACUUUUCUAUUGAUCUGUUUUUGUUUUUUAAAAUGAUGCAUGUGUUUUAUGUCUCUUUUUCAAAUUGUAAUAAUCAAACUUUAAUAAACUUCUAACAUUUUUACAUC
Salarias fasciatus (jewelled blenny) is the source of this 1771-nucleotide messenger RNA. RefSeq names its product glutamine synthetase-like. Gene Ontology annotation, cellular component: cytoplasm. Gene Ontology annotation, molecular function: glutamine synthetase activity. The record is from RefSeq and is a predicted model, not a curated record. The transcript has 7 exons. The coding region runs from base 164 to 1285 and encodes 373 amino acids. Lineage: Eukaryota; Metazoa; Chordata; Actinopteri; Blenniiformes; Blenniidae.